AUGUGGACAACAAAAACCUUUUUAACAAAAACGAAACGCGGUAACAUUUUAAAAGUUGUUAGGGAGCAUUACUUAAGAGACGACUUAUUGUGUGGGUCAUCCGCUUGCAACAAUUGCCCACAUAAAGAUAAUGAUUAUGUCCUGGAAGCUAAGCCGCAGUCCAUCUGCGCUCUCUUUGAUUAUGACCAUUAUUUAGUACUGGAUACCAAUGUGGUGUUACAUCAAAUAGACAUUCUCGAAGAGGAAGCGCUAAAGAAUGUUAUCAUUUUGCAAACAGUGCUAGAAGAAGUAAAACAUCAAAAUACAGCUAUAUUUCAAAGAUUGUUGGAGAUAAUAGGCAAUAAAAAGAGAAGGUUUUAUUCCUUCGUUAAUGAGCAUCACAAAGAUACAUAUGUUGAACGAAAUCCUGGUGAGAAACAAAAUGAUAGAAAUGAUCGUGCUAUACGUAAAGCAGCAUCAUGGUAUGCGUCACAUUUGAGUAUCAAUAAUUUGAAUGGACAAUUUCCCCAGAUUGUACUACUCACAGACGAUGAAAAUAAUAGAAAGAUUGCACAAGAAGAAGGAAUUGUGUGUUGUUCAGUUAAAGAUUACAUAGAAAAUGUCAAUGGUUAUGUUGGACUUAUUGACAAAUUGUCAAAAAAUGUUAUACCAGAAAGCUGUUCCAAAGAUGCAUUGUACCCUGCACAUUUGACACCGAGCCAGGUUCAUGCUGGCAUUAGGAAUGGAAAGUUGUAUCAGGGAACAUUUUACGCGUCACGAGAUAAUUAUUUAGAAGGAUCAGCAGUCAUUAGUUGCUUUGAAAAACCGAUUCUUUUACAAGGUCAUAUCGGUAUCAACCGAGCUGUUGAUGGUGAUAUUGUCGCAAUAGAAGUAUUACCGAAAGAAGAAUGGCGAAAGCCAAGUGAUAUAGUUCUAGAAGACAAAGCAGAUGACCAAGGAGACCUUCUAGAGGAAGAAUCGGAAUUAUUACCAACUGUAAAACCUAAGGAUAAAAGUGAUGAAGAAAUAACACCAACUGGAAAAGUAGUAGGAAUAAUAAGAAGAAAGUGGCGUCAAUAUUGUGGGAUAUUAAAACCUAGUAAAUUUGCAGGAGCAACACGUCAUUUAUUUACUCCAGCUGAGAGAAAGAUUCCUCAUGUACGUAUAGAGACACGGCAAAGUGAUGUUCUUGCCUCUCAAAGGAUUCUUGUAGCUCUUGACUCUUGGCCUAGAAACAGUCGGUAUCCUUUAGGACAUUUCGUUCGCUCUUUGGGACCAAUUGGUGACAAAAAUGCAGAAAAUGAGGUAAUUUUACUGGAACAUGACAUACCACAUGCUCGGUUCAGCGAGUCGGUGCUGGCUUGCUUGCCACCUGAAGACUGGACCAUAACGGAAGAGGAGAUAAAAAAGCGCGAGGAUUUACGUUCAUUGUGCAUCUGCUCGGUGGACCCGCCGGGCUGCACGGACAUUGACGACGCGCUGCAUGCGCGUGCGCUGCCUCACCGCACCGAGACCGGACUGCGCACGUACGAGGUGGGCGUGCACAUCGCUGACGUCACGCACUUCGUACGUCCCAACACCGCCCUCGACAAGGAGGCUGCCUCGCGCUCUACUACAGUCUACCUGGUUGAUAAGAGGAUUGAUAUGGUUCCUGAUCUUCUGAGUUCAAAUUUAUGUUCGUUACGCGGCGGCGAGGAGCGCCUCGCUUUUUCUUGUGUUUGGCAAAUUGAUGAGAACGCCAACGUACUUUCUACUAACUUCCAUAAAAGUGUUAUUAAGUCUCGUUCAGCAAUGACGUACGAGGAGGCUCAGCUGAUCAUAGACGAUGUGUCGCGCGAGGACGAGAUUGCUCAGUCACUGCGCACUCUCAACAUACUCGCUAAGAAAAUGAAGCAGAAGAGGCUUGAUAAUGGCGCUCUGCUGCUCGCCUCGCCUGAGAUACGCUUCCAGGUGGAUUCAGAGACGCACGACCCAGUGGAAGUGCAGGCUAAGAAGAUAUUGGACACGAAUUCAAUGGUGGAGGAGUUCAUGUUGUUGGCGAACGUGAGCGUGGCGGAGCGGCUGGCGCGCGAGUUCCCGCAGUGCGCGCUGCUGCGCCGGCACCCCGCGCCCCCGCCUGCGCACUUCGAGACAUUCCUCAAGGCUGUUAAACAACAGGGUUUCGAUUUAGACGUAUCAACGAAUAAAUCGUUAUCAAAGUCAUUGGACCUGGCGGUGAUCCCUUCGCGUCCGUUCUUCAACACUCUGGUCCGCAUCAUGGCGACGCGCUGCAUGCAGCAGGCGGUAUACUUCGCCAGCGGCACGCGACCACACGACGAGUUCUAUCACUACGGCCUCGCCUGUCCUAUUUAUACACAUUUUACUUCGCCUAUACGAAGAUACGCGGAUGUGAUGGUGCACCGCCUGCUAGCUGCGAGUAUCGGCGCGGAUGUGACGCACGCCUCGCUGCUGGACACGCGGGCGGCGGACGCGCUCUGCGAGAACCUCAACUACCGCCAUCGUCAGGCGCAGUACGCCGGCAGAGCAUCCGUCGCACUCAACACGCAUAUAUUAUUCAAGAAUCGUGUUGAAAUAGAAUCAGCCGUGGUGUUGGCGGUUAAGAGGAACGCUUUACAAGUCCUCAUACCUAAGUACGGUCUGGAGGGACCUUUGUACUUGCCCUCUGAUAAGUUUAUGUACAACGAGGAGGAACACAUACAAGUUUGCGAUAAAAUAGUGUUUAAAACAUUCGAUGAACUAACGGUAAGGCUUACAUUGGACAGCUCCAACUUACAGCACAGAAAGCUGGUGUUCCAACUCGUAAAGCCGUGUAUACCCGGCUUUAGUUACGUACCAGAGGACGAAACAGGACAAAUGGACGUAGAAAUCAUAGACGUUGACAAAAGAGAAGUCAAAGAACCGCUCAAAACUCCUAAAAAGCGGAAAGAUAGUGAUGUUAUGAAGAAGAAGAAGAAACUCAAGAAAUAAUAUGUAUAGUCUGUAAAUAUAUUUUUUACUACUAUGUU
Papilio xuthus (Asian swallowtail) is the source of this 2984-nucleotide messenger RNA. RefSeq names its product exosome complex exonuclease RRP44-like protein Dis3 (gene Dis3). Gene Ontology annotation, biological process: nuclear mRNA surveillance of mRNA 3'-end processing; rRNA catabolic process. The coding region runs from base 1 to 2946 and encodes 981 amino acids. The transcript has 15 exons. Gene Ontology annotation, molecular function: RNA binding; 3'-5'-RNA exonuclease activity; endonuclease activity. Gene Ontology annotation, cellular component: cytoplasmic exosome (RNase complex); nuclear exosome (RNase complex). NCBI's taxonomy places the organism in Eukaryota, Metazoa, Arthropoda, Insecta, Lepidoptera, Papilionidae. The record is from RefSeq and is a predicted model, not a curated record.